Molecule: messenger RNA, 2616 nt
Organism: Nerophis lumbriciformis (worm pipefish)
Lineage: Eukaryota; Metazoa; Chordata; Actinopteri; Syngnathiformes; Syngnathidae
Source: RefSeq, a predicted model, not a curated record
AUGCCUAUCGCCCAGCCGAAGAACUGCAAGAUGGCGCAGGCUAUAUUUGAGGUACUCGAAGGCAUGGACAAUCAGACUGUAUUGGCGGUCCAGUCAUUGCUGGAUGACCAAGCAGGUGUUCCUCACCCGAACAACCAAAACGUCUCAGCGACGCCAGCUAUCCAGUCACUGGAUGACGAAGAUGUAUUUUUGUGUGGGAAGUGCAAGAAACAGUUUAAUUCCCUGCCAGCCUUUAUGGCACACAAGAGGGAGCAGUGCCAGCCGAGCGCCCCUUCUUUGUCCACUGUGUCUUUGGCCUCCACCAACGUCUACACACAGGGGCCCUCUAUCACUUCAGGACCGCCAACUAAUGCCAACAGGCAGGUGUCCACCUACAUCACAGUACCCCCCUCCCCUCUAACACACACGCUGGUCCAAGGAAACGUUCUGGUCAGCGAUGACAUUCUUUUGUCGGCUAUCUCAGCUUUCACCUCCAUUGACCAGCCUAUGACCACCAUGCAGACGCCCGUUCAGAGUCACCCAAGCAUGCAGACAGCUGGUGUAUCGUAUCUUCACCACCACCACCAGCAGCAGCAGCAACCCUCUCACACACUUCCUCCAAGCCAGACACCAGCUCACCCACUGCCAGCAGCUCAACCCGGCCAGCAGCCUCUCACCUCGUCGCAUGUCCCUGCCAGCCACGGCAACUCUGUGGUUCAGGUGUACAGCACACUGCCGCACAUGGUUGGCAGUGGUAAUGCAGAGAUCCACACGUUGGGUCUGCAUCCAUUCCAUCCUGUUCAAGUGCCCAGCCAGUGUGUAGAGAGCCAGUCAUACAAUACACCUCCUGUCUACAGUCCGGGAAAACUGGGCAUCAAAACAAAAACGUGCAGUAUCACCACCAAUACCUCGGAGUUGGGCGAGUUUGAAAAGCUUACUGGGUCCAAACAGCCUCAGAGUAACAAAAAGUGCUCCGAUGGAGACAUAGCAGAGUCACUUAAAUCCAAAGGUUCAAAACUGAAGUGCAAUUUCUGUGACAAAAUCUUCUCCAAAAAUUUUGACCUUCAGCAGCACAUUAGGAGUCAUACAGGAGAAAAACCCUUUCAGUGUAUCGUGUGUGGUCGAGCCUUUGCCCAAAAGUCCAAUGUGAAGAAACACAUGCAAACACACAAGGUGUGGCCCAUGGGCGUGGCUAGUACUGUGUCAAGGCUACCAAUCACCGUAAAGGUUGUGCCGGCGGCAACGGAUGAGGACGAAGCAAGCGGGUAUCAGCAGAAGCAGUGUGAACAGGAGGAGAUGCACCCCCACCACCAGGCAACGCAGGAAGAUGACGAGGCCUCGUCAGGUUUGGCCACAGAAGCUUCAGUAGAAGCGGAGGAAAGCGUGGCAGAGUCCCAGGCUGACUUGGAAGGCACCUGCGGAGAGUCUAUGCCCUCUCAGCUUCAGACCCAAGAGGGUCCUUCUCAGACCAAACAGAUUGUUGUGGUUGACAGCUCCUACCAGUGCCAGUUCUGCCCCAGCAAGUUCAAGACGUACUUCCAGCUCAAAUCUCACAUGACCCAACACAAGGGGGAGCAGGUUUACAAGUGCGUUCUCAAGUCCUGCUCCCAGACCUUCCAGAAGCUGGAUCAGUUCCUGGAACACAUCAGGACUCACCAGGAGCAGCUUACUUAUCGUUGCCACCUCUGCAGCAAAGUAUUUUCUUCUCUCUUUGAACUGGGAGUUCACCAGUACUCUCACUGCUUCUGCCCACAGCAGAACACACGCAAGGAAACCACAUUCUACAGGUGUGUGAAAUGUCAAAGCAGAUAUUCUACCCAAGAAGCUCUAGAACAACAUCUUCUGACCGCUUCACACAACUUUCCUUGCCCACACUGUCAAAAGGUGUUCCCGUGCGAGAGAUACUUUCGACGCCAUCUCCCCACUCAUGGCGUUGGAGGGAGGUUCAAGUGUCACAUCUGUAAGAAGGUCUUUAAGACAGAACACUACCUCAAACUGCACACGAGAAUUCACUCAGGGGAAAAGCCGUUUAAAUGCUCCGUGUGUGAGGCCACUUUCAACAGGAAGGACAAAGUCAAGCGCCACAUGCUCAUCCACGAACCCUUCAAAAAAUACAAGUGUCCUUUCAGGACUCAUGUAGGCUGUACCAAAGAAUUCAACAGACCUGACAAGCUAAAGGCACACAUUUUGUCACAUUCAGGUAUCAAGCCCUUCAAGUGCGUCAUCUGUCAGAAGGCGUUCAGUCGCAGGGCACACAUGCUGGAGCACCAGCAGUCGCACACAGACAAUUAUCGCUUCCGGUGCUCCGCCUGCAACAAAGGUUUCUCCAGACAGAGUUACUACAGAGACCACAAAUGUUCAGGGCCGGGGAACGGCAAGGUGCACGAAGGAGAGAACGCGGUGGAAGACAACGAGCGGGACGGAGGAGACGAGCGAGCGGUGACGAGGAGCUGCGGCCGGCUCACGAGGCAGGCCAAGAGGUUAAGGACCACUGGACACGAGGCUAGGGAAGAAGACAACCGGGAGGAGACGGGAACAGACGAGGGAGAGCGGGACUCGGCAGAUGAGGGGAGUCGAGCUACCUCGGCAAUGGCCGCCAUGGAAGUUGAGUCUCUAGAAAGGGAUGCAACGCAGUAA